Seriola dumerili (greater amberjack) is the source of this 3125-nucleotide messenger RNA. RefSeq names its product probable ATP-dependent RNA helicase DDX17. Gene Ontology annotation, molecular function: RNA helicase activity; ATP binding; RNA binding. The record is from RefSeq and is a predicted model, not a curated record. Gene Ontology annotation, biological process: alternative mRNA splicing, via spliceosome. The transcript is spliced from 13 exons. Gene Ontology annotation, cellular component: nucleus; cytoplasm; ribonucleoprotein complex. NCBI's taxonomy places the organism in Eukaryota, Metazoa, Chordata, Actinopteri, Carangiformes, Carangidae. The coding region runs from base 318 to 2267 and encodes 649 amino acids.
GGUGCAAUCACAGGUGCGCCUUAUUAUUGUGUCAUUUGAACCGAAGUCUAAGUUUCGUCGUAUUUGGGUUUUCAACAGGCCUGUAAGAAAGCCACAGUUUCUUCAUUCAGUCCGUGUUCCAAGUUAGCUGUUAGCGUUAGCAUUUGGCUGGAACAGAGAGGACGCCUCGGUUAUAGUUAGCUAGCGUCUUUCUCAAACGAGGCCUGAGACGGUAACGGUAAAAGCGAAGGACGGGUAACUUCUUCUUCGAGAUAAACGGGCCACUUCUGUGAUAUUACAGAGGCACUUUAUCAGUCGGAGGAGCCUGUGUCCUCAAAAUGAGAGGUUCGUACGGAGACAGAGAUAGAGACCGUGCCCGUGACAGAGGCAGCCCUCGUUUCGGGUCCAGCAGAGGUGGACCACCGUCGGGUAAGAAGUUUGGGAACCCCGGGGACCGUUUACGAAAGAAGAGGUGGGACCUGGACGAGCUUCCCAAAUUUGAGAAGAACUUCUACAGUGAACACAUUGAAGUGCAGAGAAUGAGCCAGUAUGAUCUUGAGGAGUAUCGCAGGAAGAAAGAAAUCACUGUUCGAGGCUCAGGCUGCCCAAAGCCUGUCACCACCUUCCAUCAGGCACAGUUUCCCCAAUAUGUAAUGGAUGUACUGAUGCAUCAGAACUUCAAGGAGCCCACAGCCAUUCAGGCUCAAGGUUUCCCCCUGGCUCUCAGCGGGAGAGACAUGGUGGGCAUUGCUCAGACUGGCUCUGGGAAGACAUUAUCGUAUCUCCUGCCUGCAAUUGUGCACAUCAACCAUCAGCCCUACCUGGAGCGUGGAGACGGACCCAUUUGCUUGGUUCUGGCCCCCACAAGAGAACUGGCGCAGCAGGUCCAGCAGGUGGCAUAUGACUAUGGGAAGUCAUCCCGCAUCAAAAGCACUUGUGUGUAUGGAGGUGCUCCCAAGGGACCUCAAAUCCGAGACUUGGAGAGAGGCGUUGAGAUCUGCAUUGCCACGCCAGGUCGUUUGAUUGACUUCCUUGAGGCUGGAAAGACCAACCUGCGGCGCUGCACAUACUUAGUUCUAGAUGAAGCAGACCGUAUGCUGGACAUGGGUUUUGAACCACAGAUUCGCAAAAUUGUGGACCAGAUCAGGCCUGACAGACAGACCCUGAUGUGGAGCGCUACGUGGCCUAAAGAGGUUCGCCAGCUGGCAGAGGACUUCCUGAAGGACUAUGUCCAAAUCAAUGUUGGAGCACUGGAACUCAGUGCCAACCACAACAUCCUUCAGAUAGUUGAUGUCUGUAUGGAGAGUGAGAAGGACCACAAGUUGAUCCAGCUGAUGGAGGAGAUUAUGGCUGAGAAAGAGAACAAGACCAUCAUCUUUGUGGAGACCAAGAAACGAUGUGACGACCUCACACGCAGAAUGAGACGUGAUGGGUGGCCUGCCAUGUGUAUCCAUGGUGAUAAGAGCCAGCCAGAGAGAGACUGGGUGUUGUCAGAGUUCCGCAGCGGCAAAGCUCCCAUCCUCAUCGCUACUGACGUGGCCUCACGCGGUUUGGAUGUGGAGGAUGUCAAGUUUGUCAUCAAUUAUGAUUAUCCCAAUUCAUCGGAGGACUACAUCCACCGCAUCGGCCGUACGGCCCGCAGCACCAACAAAGGCACCGCCUACACCUUCUUCACCCCGGGGAACCUCCGCCAGGCCCGGGAGCUGAUCCGGGUUCUGGAGGAGGCCCGACAGGCCAUCAACCCCAAACUGCUGCAGCUGGUUGACACUGGACGUGGAGGAGGAGGCGGAGGAGGUGGCCGCCCCCGCUUCCGUGGUGGCUCCAAUUCUAACAACCCCAACCUGAUGUACCAGGACGAGUGUGAUCGCCGGAUGCGUUCUGUGGGUGGGAGCGGCAGCUCCAAGGACAGCCGCAGCAGCAGUAGCUACAGUCGGGACAGCAGAGACAGCCGCGGUGGGAGCAGCCGGGACGGGGACCGCACCUCCUCUUCCUCCUCAUACAGAGAUCGCAGCAGCAGGGACGGAGGACGCAGCUACAGCUCCAGCUCCAGCUCGUAUGACCAGUACCAGAAUAACAGCGGCGGCGGCGGCAGCAGCCAGUACGGCAGCUCCAGGGGCACAUCUGGGUCAGCGGGCGGUGGAGCGGGGCAGGCCCCGCCUCCAUCGUCGGUUCCCCAGCCUCUGAUGGCCCAGCAGUUCAACCCUCCCCAGCCCAUGAUGGGCCUGAUGGGGCACUCCCCUUUCCAGUUUGCUCCUCCACCACCGCCUCCUUCCUCAGGGAGAAAGUAACGUAAUCUGUGCACCACAGUCUCACACAGCACAACACACAUUACACACACUCACACAGACGGUUUCAAAACCAUUCAGAAGUGUCGUUUGUAACGAUUUUCGUCCAGUGUCACAUCAGCGUUCCUGUCAUGAGCUGGUUUGGGUUGCAACACAUCGGUGCACUGUGGUGUUGUUGUUAAAAUGUCUCACUUCUUCAGCAUCGACCUGGUUUGAAACCAUUUCGACUGGUUCCCAGAUCAUUUAGAAAUGGUCGAACCUUUCUGGUUUUGACUUUUUCUGUAAAGUCAAAUUAAUCAGCAUUAGUUUUUCAGUUUGACAGCAGCUCCUCUGUGUCACUUCACUUUUCACACGAUUGUCCUGAAAAAAGAUUUUUAUACAAAACGUGCUGUUUUUGUAUCGUGAGCCUCUUGACGUGAGCUGCUGCAGAGGAUUCAGAGAGUAUCUGAUUUUCCCUUUAGGUGUCUCAAAGGUAGGUGCUGAAGUUCCUCUUUGUACAUAAGCUCGUUUCUGUUUUCAAUAUCUUUAUUUUUGGAUUUAAAACUUUGUACGCUACGAAAUCAGUUUGAAUUACUGAAGAAAACUCGCCCCUGAUGUAUCUUGAGCAAAAGGGGUAAAAAUAUUUUUUUUUUUCCAUAAUGAGAUUUUUCCUUUUCAGACAUAGAUAUUAAUUUCAGCCUUAUAGAGGCAACUGUGCUGGGGCUUUGCAUUCAAGCCACAUGCAUGUAAAUGAGCUUCUCUUUCACACUUUCUAACUUUGUGUACUAACUAAUAACCUACGACCUGCUGUAGGUUACCUUUAUUCAGUUAAUCACCAGUGUGUGGUCGAGUCGUUGCCGCAGUGAUCAUGGAGAUUUUCCC